Messenger RNA from Camponotus floridanus (Florida carpenter ant), 2319 nucleotides. It is a transcript of the gene Sfxn2, whose product is annotated as sideroflexin-2. The record is from RefSeq and is a predicted model, not a curated record. Gene Ontology annotation, cellular component: mitochondrial inner membrane. Gene Ontology annotation, molecular function: monoatomic ion transmembrane transporter activity. NCBI's taxonomy places the organism in Eukaryota, Metazoa, Arthropoda, Insecta, Hymenoptera, Formicidae. The coding region runs from base 692 to 1672 and encodes 326 amino acids. Gene Ontology annotation, biological process: monoatomic ion transport; serine import into mitochondrion. The transcript has 11 exons.
CACAUGAGGCGGACAGUAAGGCUGUAGGGUCAGGGGGGCGGGAGGAAGUAAGGGCAUUGAGAGAUAGAGGAGUAUACAGCCUGGCAGCACAGCUGGCCGCUCCGUCAGCUCCAGUGCGCUUGCGCGCGCUGGAGGCGGGUCAUCGCACCAGGUCCGUACUGCUCCGUGAAGGUCCCCGGACGAGCCCCGUCCCCGGGAUCCUCGCCUUCAUCGCGGCACAGGAUGAUGAUGUCAAGUUGGGGCACGUCGACGCUGAUGAAAACAACGUUACAAUGAUGUGAACGCGGUUUAGCGCGACCACUCCAUUGAAGGAUACGCUCGCCGAGGGUGUGCGUGUGGUGACAGUAGCGUAACAAGGAGCCUUCUGCUGUUCCUCCUCGGUUCUCGUCGACGUCGACUUCGAGAAGCGGCCGAGCGCGGCUCCAGAGGUCUCACGCCGGACGUAUAUUUAAUGUAAAAAGCAAUCGGUCGGACCACCGUGGUUGCCGGUGCAACGAUAAAGGUAACAUGCUCAUCGGAAAAAUUGGGUCGCCCUUCGCGGCCGCGGUUUCUUCGAGAUGGGGUCGAUAUCAGUUGGAAAAAUACAAAGUGACGUGAGACAGGAGUGUUGACACAAUGCGUGUAUGUCCUGUGAAAAUUGUGUGCCCUGAGCGUGUGAUUUGUGCCGAAAAAAAUCUCUUGAUUAUUCACGAUGGCGAACGAAAGAUUGGAUCUGGACAAGCCCUUGUGGGAUCUCAACAAUUUCGUGGGAAGAUGGAAAUACUUUGCGUGGAUGACCGACUUCCGUACUUGCAUCGAACCCGAAUCAGAAUUACUAGCUGCUAAAAAGUUGUGCGAACAAUACAGGCUUGGCAAGGAGCCAGCCGAUACGACGAGAGAGCAAGUCAUUUAUGCGAAGAAGCUGUACGAGUCAGCCUUUCAUCCCGACACCGGCGAACUGCAAAAUGUCUUCGGUAGAAUGUCUUUCCAAGUGCCAGGAGGAAUGGCUAUCACCGGCGCUAUGCUCCAAUUUUAUAGAACAACGCAAGCGGUGGUUUUUUGGCAAUGGGUCAACCAAUCUUUUAACGCUCUCGUUAAUUACACCAACAGAAAUGCUAAUAGUCCUAUAACCACCUAUCAGCUAGGUGCAGCUUACGUUAGUGCCACUGCCGCGGCGAUGAUAACCGCGAUAGGAUGUAAAUCAUAUUGGCAGAAACGUGCAAGUCCUUUGAUGGCUAGGUACGUUCCGUUCGCAGCAGUGGCGGCUGCUAAUUGCGCUAACAUCCCUCUAAUGAGGCAGAACGAAAUCAAAAGUGGUGUGGAUCUCAUUGACGAAGAUGGUAGAAAACUUGCGAAAUCAAAGCUAGCAGCCGUGAAAGGCAUUAGUCAAGUCGUUAUUUCAAGAAUCAUCAUGUGCGCACCCGGCAUGCUCAUCCUGCCACCCAUAAUGGAAAGAUUGGAGAAAUAUGCGUGGAUGCAAAAAAUUAAACCUCUGCACGGGCCUAUACAAAUUUUGAUGUGCGGAGUUUCACUAACGUUUAUGGUGCCAACGGCAUGUGCAUUGUUUCCGCAAAAUUGUUCCAUCAAGACGUCAACUCUGCAGCGCUGGGAGCCAGAAAACUAUGAGUUGCUGAAGAAAAAUUGCGAAGCUGGUGAAAUACCGAGGUAUUUGUAUUUUAACAAGGGAUUAUAAUGUUAUGAAAAAUGUUAAAAACUGUAUCUUAAAUAAGUUGUUAUGCCAUCCUUUGUAAGUGUCAUUGUUCCAAUUGACGCACUCGUCAAACAUUUCUGCUGGAUCAGAAACGCGCAUAUAAUUAAUAGAUUAUUAACAAUUAGAGUCUAUCCUUUCGUCAAUUCUUUCAUGUGAUUUGAAAUAUUGCAUUUUGAAUACAAUGUCCCGCACUGAGAUUAAUAAUAAUAUUAGGAUUUAGACACAAAAUAUAAUACUGAUAAAAAAAAAUUCCGUCGACACGUUGAAAUAUCAUACAAUAAAUAGUCGAGAAUCAUAAUAAAUAUGAUAAAUAUAAAAAGGAUGCAACGUUGACAAUAGACAGAUUUAGUGCUUUAUCGAAAUGUCACACAUAGUCGCAAUUAUAAAUCUUGGCAAUAAUUUUAUUUUAAUAAGCGCUCAAUGAUUUCUCUCAGGCAUCUUAAUGUUAAUUUAAAAGUUCCCUAUGUUUUUAACCCUAUGUUAUAAACAUUACUUUCUGUGCAGAAUAAUUUUAAGCACUAAGAUAUUACUUAAUAUUAUUGUUAAUAGUAUUAUCUGCCUUGCAUUUUCAACUGUCAAAAGUAAAAAUGCUGCCAUAUCUAAUGAUACGAUAAAAAAUUUGCUACGUA